Messenger RNA from Dendrobium catenatum, 1442 nucleotides. RefSeq names its product probable caffeoyl-CoA O-methyltransferase 1. Lineage: Eukaryota; Viridiplantae; Streptophyta; Magnoliopsida; Asparagales; Orchidaceae. Gene Ontology annotation, molecular function: O-methyltransferase activity; S-adenosylmethionine-dependent methyltransferase activity. Bases 47 to 904 code for a protein of 285 amino acids. The record is from RefSeq and is a predicted model, not a curated record. The transcript is spliced from 9 exons.
CCCCUACUUAAACUACAGUCAUGUGAUCGUCUGCCUCCUCCAUCCCAUGGCGAUAUCACCUCCGUCCCCAUUUUCUUUAAAACCCUUACCCAAACUCGUCUCCCCCGGCUGCCAAUCCGAGAAGCUUCCUCAGUCUUUUAUCUUUCCUAGACUAACACAACUCUCGUUGGCUUCUCGCCGCACUCACGCCGUGGAGCCGGCGGCUGCUGUCCCCGUUGUGGAAUUAGAAGAUGAGAAGUACGGAAAGAAGCAGGUCAUCAGCCUCAGUUCAGGGAUAUACGAGUAUGUCCUCGCCAAUGUCCGCGAGCCGCCGGUUCUUCGGGACCUUCGUGAGGAAACCGCGGGGAUGCGUGGAAGUCAGAUGCAGGUAUCUCCUGAUCAAGCGCAGUUGUUAGCAAUACUUGUACAGAUUAUGGGAGCUGUCAAAUGUAUUGAAAUUGGAGUUUAUACGGGUUACUCAUCUUUAGCUAUUGCGUUGGCUCUACCUGAUUCUGGCAGUUUGGUUGCAUGUGAAAGAGAUGCAAACUGCCUUGAAAUUGCUAAGAAGUAUUAUGUGCGUGCAGGUGUUUCCCACAAGGUGGAAAUAAAACAUGCCUUAGCAGUGGACACUUUAGAGAAGUUAAUUCAAAACGGUGAAUCUUGCAGCUAUGACUUUGCUUUUGUUGAUGCGGAGAAGCGAAUGUAUGAUGAAUAUUAUGAAUUACUGUUACAACUGGUGAGGUUUGGUGGCGUAAUAAUUUUUGAUAAUGUUCUAUGGCACGGAAAAGUUUCUGAUCCCCAAGUAAAAGACUCGAAGACUAUGAGCCUAAGAAAUUUCAAUAAAAAAAUUCUCUCGGACAACCGAGUUAGCAUCAGUAUGGUACCUAUUGGUGAUGGCAUGACAAUCUGCCGCAAAAGGGAGUGAGGUUGACCUGGUUGUUCAUUUUGACACAUCUCUGUAAAACUUAUGGCCCAUACUGUUUUGAUUUCAGAAAUAUGUUUUUAGUGCCUUGUCAAUGCGCUCAUACCUCAUUUGGAGAUGAAAUGUCCUUUUUGCAGAUAUUCUACCUUUACAAGACAUUCAUGAUUAAGGAUGGCCAUGAUAUUCUACCUAUGCUGCUAGCAUUCUUCUAUUAAAUGCUUAAUUUCUGCUUGCAAGCCAAUUUGAGAGUUGUCGGCCAGGAAGAACAAAGCUUUAGCUAUGGCUUGAAGUGGCUAAUUCUUCUUUUGUGGCUCAACAGGCCAAAAGUAGCACAUAGGAAUAAGAUUAAUCUCAUUUAUAAUCGGUCCUUUGGUGCAAACUAUUCAUUAGUGGAGCAUUCUCCUCCUGAACUUCAUGUCAGAACAAAUGGCCUGUUUGGAUUUGCUGUAAGUAUUUCGCAAUGAAAAUUUAAGAAUUCCUCCUAAUCCUGUGUUAUUCCGAAGCCAAGUGCUUCUUUACAUGUUAAUUUGGCUAUUCCCAA